AUGGAUCCUUCGUUCACUCCAGAUCGUCAGAGCCAACUGAGCGACCUAUCAUCCGUGCGCCGAUCUAGGACUCCAGCGUCGCCGUCGUCGUGGCUUUCCCUGACACAUUACCGCAAAAGCUCGGUGGUUACGCCGGCCACGCAGUACUCGUCGUCCUCCAGCUGCUGGGGCACCGCCUCCGCCGGCGGCGGCCACCGGCAGCACCCAUCACGCACGUCGACGCUCGAUCUCGGUCGCCCUCACCCCCCUGCACAGAAUCUACAGCGGAAGACGUCGAUCUUGUCGUGGUCAUUGUUCCGAUCUAAGUAUAGGCAGCAUGUCGAACGUCAAUCGCCAACCGAUGAAACCCGCAGAGAGGUUGGCUCUGGCUCUCGUUGGUGGCCAUCAUCGGCUGCUUCGGAAGUCGCGAGGAAGAAAAAGUUGAGAAUCAGUCCGCCCAUCCCUCGUCGACCUCCUGAGUCGUUGCACUUCCCCAAGAGAUUGUCUCGUUCGGAUUCCCAACUAGUGCACCACGAACUGUUGAGAGGUUUGUCAAAGGACCAACAACAGCAAUCGAAAUCCCCUACGGUUCUGCUGCCGAAACCGCACGACGACGACGCUCGAUCAUCGCUGCAACUGGCCGAUCUCGAUCCGGACAAGCGAGGUCCAGCGUUUGCGCGAAUCAACCCGGACGGUUGGAGCAAGAUUAUCCCCAAGCAAUGGAUGGAGGACCAGUUCAGCGACAGCGACGGGCCGUCAGACGCUGGCGGCUCAGACGAUGGCCGGAGCGUGUACAGUCAGAGUAACGGCGAGGAAGAAGGCACCAACCGUAAGCUGGUGGUCGACCCGUUCGCGAUCGAGAAUGGAGAAGAACAACAAGAUCAUCCGGUAACUUUGUCGCCUCCGACUGAAGCUGUCGAACGACCCGCUGCAUGUGCUUUUGGUGGUGAAAAGAGCACGAACGCCACGGAAGACUUGUCUACCCGCUACUGGGAUGAAGACUCGCGAGCCGGUCCGGGUUCGGCUUCCUCGGAUCCCGUCCGAUACUGGAUGUCUUCGCUUCGCGAGCUUCCCGAGCCUCGCGUUUCUCCUCGGACUCCUCUUAAGGACACUGAUUACGAAACCGACGCAGACAUUUCCAGUCCUUGCGAGUCUAGACGUUGGAAUAAACGACCUCAUCAUGAAGGCAUCGCUGAUCCGUUAUCAUCUGACCUAGAACCCUCAACUGGCCUUGAGAAUGCAAUAGGCGCUGUGGAUCCAUGGCAUUACCGAGACGUGAAUCAACUGGUGCCGCAGCCCCUGAGACUAUCCCGGCGACGGAGAGGGACAUCGCCUGCUGCCACGGCCUACAACAGCAAUCACAGUGAAAGUAAGCCUCAGAGAGCAGACAGUGGCCAUCUUUGUGUCUUAAACGAACACCCCGAAGCGAAAUCGCUCCAGUCCUCCUGGUCGACCAUCUACUGCGCCGGCGGCACGGGGGUGGAUGGUGAUGAUACUUCCAGUGCAAGUGCCGCCGCGUCAGAGAGACAAGUCGUCGCACACAGACCGUUCACCGAGCCGUUGACGAGACAAUUCAAAGACAAGGCUUUGCCGCCCUUGCCCUCGCCCUGGCCGUCUGGUAGUAGUAGCGAGAGUGUCUGCUCGACCAGAGACGGAUGCGGUCAUCGUCCUAGGAGAGUAAUAUCUCCAAAGGGCCGUCGAACCGGAUGGGAACAAGGGGAGGAAGGAAAGGACAUGGACAAGGACGCAGAAGCACUGGCGGCAGACAUUGACGAGAUCCUCGACAUGUACCUGCCCAUGGAUCCGUUCAGUUCGUCAGCUCCGGCACCGACAUCACAGCCCACAUUUGCCACCACCGCUAGGGAGACCGUCGACGUCAACGGCAAGGGGCAGAAAAACAGAAGCAGGAGCAGAACGAAGCCCACGCAAGACACCUAUACCGAUCCGCCCAAGCGGCCUGUUCGGUCCUUUGCCACGGAUCCAGACCUCGGAGUUGGAGUCGUGAACAGUCAAGCAACCGCGAGGUUUAGCACGCGAGGUUUCGUACCGGUACCGGGACCCGUGCGUCCCUGGGUUUACGACCCGGAGAGAUACCCCGAGCUACGACACGGACGUGGACGGGAAGAGAGGCUCGCGUCGCGCGAAAGACCACCAGACGUAGCAGCACCAGCAGCAGUGACAGGAACAACGUGGAAACGAUCUAAGCCGAUGGCCUCCGUCGACGAGGAUGGACAGAUCUGGAUAUAA
Fonsecaea multimorphosa CBS 102226 is the source of this 2226-nucleotide messenger RNA. RefSeq lists its product as uncharacterized. The record is from RefSeq and is a predicted model, not a curated record. Bases 1 to 2226 code for a protein of 741 amino acids. NCBI's taxonomy places the organism in Eukaryota, Fungi, Ascomycota, Eurotiomycetes, Chaetothyriales, Herpotrichiellaceae. The transcript has a single exon.